AUGUUCACAUCAUCUGAUCCGAAUUUACCUGAUUUGGAUUUUGAACUUGUUGAUGAAAAACAAAAUGAUUAUGGAACUGAGCCACUUAUCAAAGAUUUUUUAUCAUCACCAGCACCAGCAUAUAGAAUGGCUCAGCCAACAAACAUAAACAAGCGUGUUGGAAUGAAUCAAUUACGAAGACAAUUAACCGAUGAAAGUCCAACUAAACAACGAGCAUCACCAAAUCUAACUGGUACAAGUUUAACUUCGCAGCCAUCGCUUUUAACUCGUGAUAGAGAUACUAAUCCAAUACGAAUAAGCAAUUCGUCAAAUGCAAUCCGAAUGCCAUCGUCAGCAAAUACGAAACCGUUUGAUUCAACAACAUUUUUACUUCAACAAUCAAUUUCACCAUCACAGAUGACUCAGACAGUUCAAAGUCUUCUUGAAAAUCCAACAAGAUAUCAUCUCGAACAAAUGUCUCGCAAGCAAACGCUAGUUGGUGAUGAACGUUCUAUAAUACAACAAACAAAUGUUUUAAAUCAAGACGAAUCAUCUCCAGAUAGUGAAAUCACAUCUGAAAUGGACGACCAACUUAACGAUGAUACAACGUGUGGGAGUAUUGACAGUAAUACGCGUGGCAUUAGUAUUACACCUCGAUUAUCAACAACGUUGACUGGUGAGCAUAUGGGCUCAGCAUUUUUGUCAUCAUCAUUAUCAAAAGAUGGAACUGAUAGUAGCUCCCGUCAUUCAUCAUCAUGCCCAACAAAUAUACUCAGUGCCAAAGCAAAAAUUGGUUUACCACUAACAGAUGAUGAAAUGCGUCUUGUUCUACGUGAUCGACAGAAAAAAGAUAAUCAUAACAUGAUUGAACGUCGUCGCCGAUUUAAUAUCAACGAUCGUAUUAAAGAGUUGGGUACUCUACUGCCAAAAGGAACUGAGUUAGACUCAAAACAAAAUAAAGGUACAAUAUUACGUGCAUCGGUUGAUUAUAUUAAAAUACUACGCCGUCAGUAUGAUAAUGCUGUUUUAAUUGAAGAAAAAUAUCAAAUGCUCGCACAACAAAAUAUGGCAUUACAAGAACGAGUAAAAGAACUAGAAAGAAAAUGUUAUUCAAAUGGUAUUUCAAUAAAUUCAUCAUCAGCAACAGCAACAAUUCAAAGUUCGCCAGCUAUUGCUGUUGCUAAUACGAAUGUAGUUAAACAAGAGCCAUCGUCAUUAUCAUCGUCAUUAAAUACUAAUAAUCCAUUGGUACCUCCAUCCACACCAAUAUUUGCAACGUUUGACUCUCUUCCACCGCUUGAUUCACUUUCAUCAUUUGGUAUCGUUGAUGAAGAUAGUAAUGAUACGAAUAGUGGCAUUGGAAAUAAUUCAAACGAUCCAUUAUCACCAUUUACUCACGAUCCAUUUCUAUCGUCUACAUCGUUCGGUUUCGAUAAUGAAAUGGACAUCGGAGGAGGAUUUACAUAA
Messenger RNA from Rotaria socialis, 1446 nucleotides. The record is from the annotation of a GenBank genome assembly. NCBI's taxonomy places the organism in Eukaryota, Metazoa, Rotifera, Eurotatoria, Philodinida, Philodinidae.